This is a messenger RNA of Rhizopus microsporus ATCC 52813, 2558 nucleotides long. RefSeq lists its product as uncharacterized. Bases 48 to 2480 code for a protein of 810 amino acids. Gene Ontology annotation, biological process: P-body assembly; deadenylation-dependent decapping of nuclear-transcribed mRNA. Lineage: Eukaryota; Fungi; Mucoromycota; Mucoromycetes; Mucorales; Rhizopodaceae. The record is from RefSeq and is a predicted model, not a curated record. Gene Ontology annotation, cellular component: P-body. Gene Ontology annotation, molecular function: RNA binding. The transcript is spliced from 8 exons.
CAACAACAUAUAAAAAAAGGUUACUACAAUUCAACAAUCAACGACCUAUGGGUGAUUCUUUUUUUGGUUUCGACACCAACUUACCGCCUUUGAGCGAAAGAGAAUUGCAGCAAUUGACUGACCAAGAAAAAAAUAAUAAUAAAGAUGUUUCAAGUUAUGAUCAAGCUGAUGUCGAUGUCUAUGACUUUGCCACACUUCGCGACGAACUUGGUGCUCAUGAAGAUGUGUUGCUUGAAGACGACGAUCAUCUCGGUGAUCAGUUAUUAGAAGAAGGCGAUAUCAACAAUGAUAUUACGUUUGCGGAUGCUCCAGUCGACAAGGACUUCGAUUUUUCUGGCAACACUCAGAAAUUUAGUGCAAACUUUAAAGAAACGGGCUUUACAGAAGAAGAAGCUUUCUUUGCUAAACGAAGAACAAAGGAAGAAUCUGUCAACAGCAGUUUUAGAAAUAUCUGGGGGCCUUCAACCAAUCCUGCUGGACACCAGACAACAGUUGGAAGAAACUUUGGCGAGGCUUCUCCUAUCGCAUCUUCCAAAUCCAUUUGGGGCAACUUUAGCAGUGGACUAUCAACACCCGAAACAAACGGGUUCUCUCCUUUAGCUACAGGUCACAGUGGUUUGUCUCCCUUUACGGCUGCUAAUAAACAAUCUGUGCGUACUCCUCAACAUCAACCACAGCAACAGCAACCUCAACAAUUUGUCGGUGGCCUUUCUCCUAGUGUAUCUGCUGGAUAUGGUCCUCAAGCUCGUGUGAAGCCUUUGACCUUGGAAGAUUUAGAAGCAGACAUGCAGCGUCAAGCUGCGGCCAAUCGAUAUCGUACUAAUGAUCCUGUUAAUGGCAAGGUGAUGAGCUUGGCUGAACUAGAAGCUAGUUUUGCUACUAGUGGUAAUCGUCCUCAGCCAGGAGCACAGACAUCUCCUUUUGCCUACCCUCAACCUGAUCCUAUGCAGUUGUUAGCUAUGAAACAGCAGCAUGAAUUGAAGGAACAGUUGUCGAUUGCUCGAGAACUCAAACGCAGGGAGAACUAUCGAAAGUCUCAGUAUGAUGGGCUCAUGACUCAGCAUGAUAAAGAUCUUGUGAACCGCAUUCAGCUUUCUCAGCUAGCCUCAGGUGAUCCAUACGCUGAUGAUUUCUAUUAUCAGGUAUACACCUCUCUUCGUCAACGAGCUGGUUUACCAACUGCCCCUGCUGUCAACACACCUAAUGAACGUGGAAACCGUGGCCGUAGAGACGACAAUAUGAUGCAUCGUAUGCAACAACAGUUACAACGCAUUGUAAAUGAAGCCAAACGUCGUCCUAAGCAAACCCAAGUUUCGCUUGAAGGUGCACUUGGUAAGAUUACAUCCUUGACUGUCCGUAACCCUCGUCAAGUAUUGCAAGUCGCCAAUGCACACGCUGCCCAUACUGACUCAGGCCAUACGUUACAUGAUGCUCACUCAGCUUCUGUCUCUCAAAAGGCUAAAACCAAUAUCGACAGACGUCAAGUGUUGAAAUUGACUGAAGAUCUGUACACGACUAUACUUGAAAUUGAGCAAAUGCGUCGUCAAGGACCCCCCAAGGGAGCUGAAGAGGACGAUGAAGCAGAUGCAGUUGAGGAAUUUCAUCAAGCGCUUGCAGACAAGGUUGAAAAGCUGUGGAAUUCUUUACGCCUUUCAGAAUCUUCUGAUCUGACUGUUCCUUUUUUGGUGCUCUUAUUAUCUACAGCUAAAGGCAAGAAGUUGAUACCUCGUAUCGUUCGUCAAUUAAACAGCAGCCAAAGCAUGAAGGUUUUGAACGCGAUGAUUGCCAAUUUCACCAAGCUUCAAGUCUGUCGUUAUGUCAUCUAUCCUGGAACAGCUGUUGCUAAUGUACAAGAAGCUCAACAUCACAUGUUUGUCCCUUUUGAGGAAGUAGAACUAUUCAUGAACGCGACAGCUCCACCACUUUUACAAAUCAUUGCCGAAUCACCUUUGCACACAGUCAACGAUUUACUCCAACUCUUCCUUCAGCAAAACGAUGUACUCUCGAUCGUGCAUACAAAGCCUGGGCUCGCUUUUCUGACGAUGCUCUUGUCGCGUGCAGAGAUUUUGAAACAAGGAGGAGGAGCUUUACAAGGAUUUGCUCCACCUUCUCCUGAGGAAAUAACACGAUGGCAGGACCUUUAUACUGCCUUGUUCAACAUGAUCAAGGGACGCUAUCUCGGCAUAUUUCCUUCUUUAUACUACCUGAUUCCAGUUAAUCCCAAUACAUCGAUAGUUCAGCUGUCACUAGCAGUAGAUGACAUGUAUGUCUGGCAAUUUUUGGCCGCGAUGGCAGUUGGUGCCUCUAUGGAGCAGCAACAUAUUCUCGUCACAGAAGUCAGAGACCGAGUCAUGGAAAAUAUUUUGCUUGCUAAAAGUAAUAGACUUCCUCUUGAGCAAGCAAAUCACCGCAUUGCAAAUGUUAACUUAUUCCUACAUGCCUUGGGUUUGGAUGCUUCUCAAGUCUCCGUUCCUCUAUAAACAGACUUUCUCUAACAAAAAAAAAAAAAGAAGAAAAAGCAUAAACCUUUUAUAUAUUGUAAUUUGAAUAAAAAAAAG